Colletotrichum chrysophilum is the source of this 1656-nucleotide messenger RNA. RefSeq lists its product as uncharacterized. The coding region runs from base 1 to 1656 and encodes 551 amino acids. NCBI's taxonomy places the organism in Eukaryota, Fungi, Ascomycota, Sordariomycetes, Glomerellales, Glomerellaceae. The transcript has 3 exons. Gene Ontology annotation, molecular function: zinc ion binding; DNA-binding transcription factor activity, RNA polymerase II-specific. Gene Ontology annotation, biological process: regulation of DNA-templated transcription. The record is from RefSeq and is a predicted model, not a curated record.
AUGGCAACGCCCUCCACGAAGGACAACUUGGCCCCUCAACCGGAAUUUGGUAAGAUCCUGUUCAACAAGCCGUGCAGUACGUGCCGCCGCCGCAAAGUGAAAUGCGACAGGCAACUGCCAUGUGGAACUUGCGGUAAGAACGGCACGGCCGCAACCUGCACUUACGAUGUUCCGCGAGAGGGCACCCCCGAGAGCCAACAGCGGCUCCAGGAGAGGGUGGCCCGUCUCGAGAGAGAGAUUGAGGAGCUGAAGGGGAUGGCUGCACGCGGUGAACCGUUAAGGCCUCCGAAGAUUCCGCUGCUAUCGACAACUCCAUCAAGCUUCAGCGAGUACAACAGCAUCGAAGAGUCCAUGGCCGGCGACCCCGGAAUCCAGGUUGACGACGAAAACGUCUCUUUCUAUCUCGGACCGAAUUAUUGGCUCAACAUCCAAGAGUAUAACUACGAACCUCGCCAUCUCUACCGUAUCGAGUCCGACAAGACCGGCAAGAAUCCGGAUAGUCCUACUGCUUGGCCAAUUGGUAGGAACCCAGCACUGCCGGAUAUGUCCCAUUUCCACCUCGAUCCCGAGAAAGAAGACAUCUUGACCGACCUCUUUUUUGCACAUGUCGAGCCGUUUAUCCGGAUGUCCCACAAUGCUUACUGGAGGCAGCAAAUCACGGAUUUCCGAGUUGGUGUCAGCAAAAUUCCGGUGGACGUAGAAGCGGCAAUGUUUACUACUCAAGCAUUCGCCAAACCCAGUUCUGCCCCAUCAGACCAAGAGGGAAUUACAGAUAUGUCCUUUGUCCUGGUGCGUCAGUGCUUGAUGAAGACCAUGCAGUCCAUCGCACGAAGGAGGACCGGUUCCAGUCCAGAAGAGCUCGGCCGGAUUGUCGAGCAGACGGAGAAUUUCUUGACGACCAAGUUCAUGAGUCAUGUCGUUGCCGCAAACCCGAGCCAUGCGAUCAUGCUGUCAUACUACAAGGGCUCAAUGAAGAGCAUGAGACUUCUGAUCCAUCAACUUCACGCACAGCGUACGUUUGGCCCGGAGCCCGAUUAUCGGGCGAAGUACUACCAGGAAUGUGUCGAAAUCCUAGAAGAGAUGGAGCGUGGAGAAAACAUCGCACUGCAGAACCACUGGGGAUGGCUUUACCGAUGGCCAACAACGCCCUGUUUGAUCUACAAUGUACUCAUUGGUCUGCGCGAUCAAUCAAAUCAUCCAAUUACGGACCGAGCCUGGCGGCAAAUCAACGUGGUGUUCCGGAGGCACAACAACGAAGACAUUAGCAUGCGGAAGUUUGCUGCUUGGCGAGUUAUCGAGGAGCUCUGUGAGGAGGCGAUUCACUACCACAAGCAACGAUCUCACCAGGGAGCAUGGUACACGCACAGGCUUGACGCAUUAGGGCCGACAAGUACAGCAAAAGGAAAGGAAACACUAUCACUGGAGAACGCGACGGUCGAUGAUAUUCUAGGGGACGUACGGAUGUUUGGGCAGCCGAGUGCAUCCCACACGGCCGUCAUGGGUGGCCCGGGCUACUUUGCGGCCCAACCAGUUCUGCAACCUAUGAGCUUUACAUCCUGGGGCCAACCCCCUCAGGCCACUGUUCCGUCACAAUAUCCCACAAACGCGGAUUCUGACGACGAGGAAGAGGACGACGACGAUGAUGAAGAGAUGUAA